AGAUGAAGGACCCGCUGAGCAGCUGUUCUUAUAAUCUGCUGUAUCAGGAUCUGAAGAGAAUCUCUAAGAAUGGCGAGUUUUUCUGCAAAGAGCUCUUGGCCGUCUUUCAGCAAAGAUCUGAACUGGAGAUCAACUAUUCGAAAGGACUUCAGAAGAUCGCAGGGAAACUUCUUAAAGUCUCGAAAGAGAUGUGUGACAACUCCACAUAUCGUGCGUGGUCCUUCAUUUCAGAUGAAAUGUACGCCUCAGCAGAUGCCCACCGCAUACUGGCAAAUGCUCUCAACCAAGAUGCUAUUCAGGAAAUCCGUCAAAUCCUAGAUGAACACGGCAAAAGAAAAAGACCGCUUGACAAUGCUGUUGAAAAGUCCGGAAAGCUUGUUCUUACAAACUGGAGUGAACAAAUUAAGCUGAAAAAGAAGCUGAUUGGGUUGACGAGAGAACAUGAAGCUCUCUUCAGCUUUGUGGAGAAAAAUAAGCAAAUCUGUACAGAGAAGGAAAAACAGAAGAUGUUGAACAGAUUGACUAAAUCAGCAGAGCUUCAGGCCAGAGCUGAUGAGGAAUAUUUUAACACCAACAUGGAGGGUCACCACAUCCGACUGAAGCUGGAGAACACGCUGAAAACCUGCUAUCAGAUUGUUCAGGAGCUUGAGAAGCAAAGAAUAGAGACUCUGUCCAACACCCUAGACAAGUACAGUCUCUUCAUGACUGUCUACGCACAGACUGUCGUUCACAGUCAUAAACAGAUCGAGCAGGCCAUACGCAAAGUUGAUGUGGAGAAGGACAUUCAGUCGCUGGUCGAGGACGUCAGCGCUACAGCGGAUGAAAGCAAAGCUGAAUUUCUCAUGGCUGACUACUUUGAGGAAGAAGGAAAAACAGUCAUGAGAAAAGACAGAAGGAAAGAUGCCAUCAGGACCAAACUUCAGCGUCUGGAGGACUGCAUCACAAAAUCAAAAAGUGACAGAGAAGGUUUAGAGAAAAUGGUGAAAGUAUACACAGAACAGCCAAACUUCUCCAAUCAAAAAAACCUGGAGGAAACGGAACAGUUACUGGAUGAGGCCAUCCUCAAACUGGACCUUUUGGAGGCGACGCAUUGCAAACUCACUCACAGUCUGGCGGAGAUAGAGGGCAAACCAAAAUCAAGACAUCGAUUCAGUGACAGCAUCACUAAAUGGAAAGAAAAGGACUGCGAGCACAACGUGGUGCAGCUUUCUCGACCGGUGAGGAUCAAAAAGACUCCGUUCAGAUCACGUCAGUCUAUGAGGCGCGCUGUGAUCAAAAAGAGUGCGCUGACCAACCAAAGCCCUGAUACGACAAGUGAAGAGCCCUCGACUGAGACGACCGAUGUCAUGCAUAACAACACAGACGAGCAACAGAGCGGCCCGGUUAACGGAAGCAUGUCUGAAUCUGAAGAGGAUAAAGGCUCAGAAUUCCACUCAGUCGGCAGAUGCAAGGCUUUAUACAGCUUCACGUCAGAAAGAGAGGAUGAGUUAAACAUUAAUGAAGGAGACGUACUGGAUAUCUUUCAGAAGGACGACACGGGCUGGUGGUUCGGUGAGCUCAACGGACAGAGAGGACAUUUCCCAUCCACGUAUGUGGAAGAGCUGCCUGUUUUCACUGAGAUGAAGUCCUCUGAAGCUUAGCUUCAAAAGAGCAUGUGAUGGAAAAGGUCACUGAUGAUUCAC
Sinocyclocheilus anshuiensis is the source of this 1682-nucleotide messenger RNA. RefSeq names its product nostrin-like. Gene Ontology annotation, molecular function: protein binding. The coding region runs from base 3 to 1640 and encodes 545 amino acids. Gene Ontology annotation, cellular component: plasma membrane; cytoplasm. NCBI's taxonomy places the organism in Eukaryota, Metazoa, Chordata, Actinopteri, Cypriniformes, Cyprinidae. The record is from RefSeq and is a predicted model, not a curated record. The transcript is spliced from 16 exons.